AUGACAUCGUGUACUCAGGGUGCUGUGACAUGUACUCAAGGAGAUAUGACAUCAUGUACUCAAGGGGCUGUGACAUUGUGUACUCAUGGAGCUGUGACAUCAUAUACUGAGAGAGCUGUGACAUCACAUGCUCAAGGAGCUGUGACAUCACAUAUUCAUGAAGUUGGGACAUCACAUAACCAGGGGGCUGGGACAUCACAUACUGAGGGAGCUGUGCUAUCACAUACUGAGGUAAGCUGUGACAUCACAUACGAGAUAACUGUGACAUCACCAACUCAUGGAUCUGUGACAUUACUUACUCAGGGUUAUGUGACGUCAUGUACUCAGGAAGCUGUGAGAUUAUGUACUAAGGGAGAUGUGACAUCACGCACUCAGGAAGCUUUGAUAUCACAUACUCAGGGGGCUGUGACAUUACACAUUAUGGGAGAUGUGACAUCACUUAUUCAGGGAGCUGUGACAUCACAUACUCUGGGAGCUGUGACAUCACACAUACUUAG
Molecule: messenger RNA, 497 nt
Organism: Pelobates cultripes (western spadefoot toad)
Lineage: Eukaryota; Metazoa; Chordata; Amphibia; Anura; Pelobatidae
Source: the annotation of a GenBank genome assembly